Molecule: messenger RNA, 405 nt
Organism: Panicum virgatum (switchgrass)
Lineage: Eukaryota; Viridiplantae; Streptophyta; Magnoliopsida; Poales; Poaceae
Exons: 1
Coding region: 1-405 (134 amino acids)
Molecular function (GO): DNA binding
Source: RefSeq, a predicted model, not a curated record
AUGGGUAGAGGAAGAGGCAGAGGGAAGAAGCUAACCAUAGUCAGGAGCCAUGAAGACAAAGGAAGCAGCGGUGAGGAAGUUGUGCCUUCAAGAAAGAGGAGAGGAAGGCCCCAAAAGCGCUUCGCCGAUAAGAUUGAUCAAACAGAUGUUGAAAAUUUUGUUGAAAAGGUUGAUGGAGAUGGUGAAGAAGUUGAUGACGUGAAGCUGAAGAACAGCACUUCAUCUGUUGGCAACAAGAGGGGCAGGCCGCUGAAAGAAGGCUCUAACCUUGUCCUAGAAGAGAAUAACUCUAGUAUUCGACCAAGCAGUGAUGAAUCAACGAGGACUAACGGAUUCAGGCAGAUUGGAAGCCGGAGGAAAAGCAAACCCCGGCGAGCGGCAGAGGCAGGGCUAGAAUGCAAGUGA